This is a messenger RNA of Sphaeramia orbicularis (orbiculate cardinalfish), 4091 nucleotides long. RefSeq names its product MYB binding protein (P160) 1a (gene mybbp1a). The coding region runs from base 67 to 3885 and encodes 1272 amino acids. The record is from RefSeq and is a predicted model, not a curated record. The transcript is spliced from 27 exons. Gene Ontology annotation, biological process: regulation of DNA-templated transcription. Gene Ontology annotation, cellular component: nucleolus. Lineage: Eukaryota; Metazoa; Chordata; Actinopteri; Kurtiformes; Apogonidae. Gene Ontology annotation, molecular function: transcription factor binding; RNA binding; transcription corepressor activity.
AAGUAGUUAACAAACAGCAAAACACGUUGCACUCGUGUGGCGUGGAUUGCACUGCUCAGUUUGGACAUGUCUGUUGAGAUGGUGGAGGUGUCAGUGAAAGCACCAGAGCCGACCCGGCCCGCCGGAGUCCUGCAGCAGAACCGGGUCUUCCUCGAUUUCUUCUGGGACUUGGCUAAACCGGAUCAGGAGGUUCGAUUAAAGGCGGUACAGAAUCUGAUCCAGUAUCUUAAAAACAACAACAAGGCUGAUGAGUUGGAGUACACGUUGAAGAGGCUAGUGGAUGGACUGUCUCAUGGCAGAGAGGCAGCGAGGCCUGGCUUCAGUCUGGCUCUGGGACAGGUCCUGAGUGCGUUUAUAGAUAUAUCUCUGCAUUCAACACUGGAGAGAAUCAAAGAGAAGCACAACCUGCAGACAGUGAAGAAGAAACUCCUCAGAAAUGCAGUGUUUGGGAAUUUGUUUGGCAUCCUCAGCCUACAUCAGUCUGGCCGCCUCUCUACAGAGCCCCAGGUGGUGCUGGGAUGUGUGCAACUCCUUCAGCAUCUGAGCCAGUACAGACAACACCUGAAGGACCUGCCCAACAAGACCAUGAUGGAAAUCUUGAAUGAGGUUCCAGGGGAGGUGUUUGAGGAGGUUCUGCUGGAGGCCCUGCAGACUGACUUGGCCUCUGCCUUCAGAACUCCAGAGCAGCUGCAGUUGCUGCUGGUGGCUCUGCAGCGCUUCCCACAGACGUUAAAACCCAAAAAACUCAAGAAGCUUCUUGGCUCAUCAACUGUCAUCAAUGCUGACAACGUCCCCAGGCUCAUUGAGGUGUUGAAGAUGGCUGCCCGCUCAGUCAAAAAGGACUGUGUGCUCCCAGCUGUGGGCCUGGACCUUCUGAAGCUGUCUCUGAAGGAGGACAGCUUCCACCUAUUCUGGACUGAAGUAAUCACAAAAGCGAUGUUCAAAGAGCAAGCCGGCCCAACGCACUACCUCAGCUUUCGGCUGCUGGGUGCUGCCCUACCAUUCCUAUCUGUGGACCAGCUGCGGGACGUCUUAUCUGGAGAUGUGAUGAUGCACUAUGGGGAGCAUGUAUUGUCUGCUCAGCAAUCAAACCGCUUCAAACUGUCCCCUGAGAUGGACGUAUACGUGUCGGACUUCCUGCAGGGCUGUGAGGACCCUGACAAGCAACUGGCUGUGAUGGUGGGCUUCUCGUCCCUGUCUAACCAAGGUUAUCCUGUGGUGCCAUCAGUGUGGAGGGUGGUGCAGCACCUGCAGCCAGCUACUCUUCACACAUAUGUGGAUUGGCUUCAGAGUAUGUUCCUGCAGCCAGAGCUUGAUAAACUGCUAGACUUCAGCACCCGCAAGCAAAAAGACAGUCAAGGAUGCCAGGAGAAUUCCAUAUUUCGUCUGAGGAAAUGGAUUGUUGCGCGACUCUCAUCACUUAUUGACAACCAUCAGGUGAAGAAGCCAGAAGGGCUGAUCAUGGGCGUGGCCAGGUUCAUCUUUUUCCAUGGUUUCUUCAUCACUAAGAAGGCAUGUGCAGAUAUUCCAGAGAGUGCAGGGAUUCUGUCAGCACCUUUAGAUGACAGAACCAGAGUGGUCCUUGUCAAUUCAUUUUUUGGACUGCUGAUGUCCCUGCACCACCUACCUCUCCUCGAUGAUUCUGCUGACAAGGUGGCCGCUAACCAUAAGCGGCCGUCGGGUGUGACAGCCGAUGGAACCAUGUGGAUCUACCACCUGGUCCAGUAUGCCAAAGUCCUGUUGAGUUGGUCCAAAUGUGUGGAGAGUCGGCAGCCGUUGAGCGCUGAGCAGAGACAAGCUUGGGACACGAUGCUUGAAUCAGUGGAAAGCCUGAAAAGGAAAAUGAAGAAAGGGCAGACAGCAGAGAACAGUGCUUUUCAGCAACUCUUCUUAUUGGUUGGCAUGCACUUCUUCAAGGCUCCUGAAGAGCUUCUGGAUGUGCUGAAGGACCUGCAGAGCUGUGUGGACAGAGCACAGGAGAAAAAGUCAAAGAAGCAGAAGAAGCAGCGAGCCACAGGACAGGAGAAAGAGCCUGAUUGGGUGGAAGUGAUGGUGGAUAUCCUGUUGUCCCUGCUCUCCCAGCCGAGCCGACACAUGAGACAGGUCUGCAAGACGGUCUUCUCUUCCAUAUGCCCUUAUGUGACUGCUGAUGCACUCACUGCCAUUUUAGAUGUUCUUGACCCAGAAAAGAGUGAGGAAGACAGUGCUGUGGUUGUCACUGAAGACAAUGACACCAAGAAGAAGAUGCCAAAAGGGGAUGACGAAGAAGAGGAUGUGCAGAUGGAGAUUGAUCAAACAGAUAAUGACUCUGUUGAGGAGGAGGAGGUUGAUGAUGACGACAAUGACGAUGAUGACGAUGAUGAUGCUGACGACUCCAUGGAAGAAGAUGAAGAAGAGGAGGAGGGCGAGGUUGACCAGAACUUCCGUUUGGAAUUGAUGAAGGUUUUGCAACAGCAAAAUGCUUUGGCCACAGAGGAGAAUGGCAGUGAUGAUGAUGAAGAGCUGGAUGAUGAAGCCAUGAUGAAGCUGGAUCAGAGUCUGUCAGCUCUGUUCUCAGAGCAGAAAAAGAAGACACAAGCCAAGAGGGAUGAAAAGAGCAAAAUUCAGAAAGAGAGGACGCUACUCAGAGAGUUUAAGAUCAAGGUAUUGGACCUAGUGGAGGUAUUUGUGACAAGGCAGGCUGGCAGUCCUCUGGUUCUGAGUUUGGUGGAACCUCUGCUCACCCUCAUUGACAAAGGGAUGAGCUCUGACAGCAACCAGCAAGAGCAGGACUUCCUGCGCAGAGCUGCAGAUAUCUUCAGGAACCAGCUAUGCAGAUCUAAGGUGUACUGUAAGACUGCUGCCAACAGACAGGGGGAGCUCCACGACCUGCUGGAAAAACUGCUGACCAAAUCCCAGAAGAUGUCUGACUCCUCAGUGUGCCUCUACUACUUCAGUGCCUCACUAUAUCUGGUGAAAGUCUUGCGAGGAAUCCCCCCUACUGAGGCCAAAGAAGAGCACACAUCAGCUGACUUGAGGUUCAUGGGCAAUGUGGAUGUGCCUCGUGUGUCCGGUCUCUUCAGAGAUGCCCUGAACUCAUUCAUGACCAGGAGGAAGAGUUCACUGAGCACUAAGAUGUUCACCGACCUGUUCAACAGGUUCCCAGUAUUGUGUGUGAACCUGUUGGAUACAGCAGUGCAGUACAUCACAGCUGGGCUCAGAGAACACCAACAGGGUCAGGCGUGUGUGUUGGUGCUGCAGGCAUUGCAGAGCAAAGAGGUCCAGCAACUGCUUGGCGGAGAUCAGUGGACUGAGCUCUGUGUGCAGGUCACAAGUCAAAUCACAACAAGUCUCCAGCACUUCCGUUACACUGAAAGCAAGGUGGGGAAGGAGAGGCUGCUGAAGAUUCUGGAACUCUGUCAUUUUGUGCUCAAGCACAGUCAACAGCAGAAGCUUUCUCUGGACCUGCAGCCCAUUCAGAAUGUCCUACAACCUUUGACUGAAGUCAUCACUUUCAAGAAGACCGGCAAAGUGGAGGACACCUACUGGGCUGUAAUGAAAUACUUUGGAGUCAUGAAACCCAAAACUGACAAGACAAAGUGUGACAAGGAAGUCAACCAGCAAACUGUUCCUAAGAAGAAGAAAGGCUUUCUACCAGAAACUAAAAAGCGGAAAAAACGUAAGGCAACUCCUACAGAGGCAGCAGGAGACACUUCAAGUAGUACAGGUGGACAAAAAGGACAAACAAAAAAGGACAAGACCACAAAAAAAAAACAUCAGGUUGGAGGAGCAAUGGCUUCUCAGGCCAGCCCUGCCAAAAAGAGCAAGAUACAGUCCAACAAUGAGCUAGCCAAGACAGUGGAGAAGAAGAAAAAGAAGAGCAAACAGAAGAAAGAAGCACACUAGUGAAAUGGGCUAUGAACACUUUUGUUUUCCAUUUGUUUCUGUUUUCCAUAUAGUUGAUGUCUGACAGCGAUACAUGACUUUGUUUCAGUUUGACAAAUUUCUAUGUUGUGAACUGCAGAUUAGAUUAAUUACUACAAAUUUUUAAUCUAUGACUGCUUUGUUUCUGCAUUUCUAUAACUGAAUAAAUAUACCUUCCAGGAAAUGCA